GUAAUGUUUACAAUGUCCAAACAAUGUUCGAUGAGAGGCGCAUGUGAUCAAUAAAUUUAAGAUAAAAGAGUUUUAAUGAUAAUACUACUUGUUGACUGUAAAAUUUAACUCGUAAAUAACUAAAAAAUUUACACAGUUACAUAUUUUUCAUGAUGCUUAAACAUCGUGAACCAAUAUCAGCAUUUGCUGUGCAGGCUAUGAAACGUAAAAGUUUAGAAUUGUUACCAAAAUCAAAAAAACUGAAGAAAAAGCAUAAUUUAUCACGGAAGAAGGUAAUUGUAGAAAAAAAAAUCACAGGUGAAACACUGCAGAAAUUGAUAAAAAUACCUGUGAAUAAAAAUGAACAUGAAAUAGAUACAGUAUCUAUAAAUGAAGGUAAAGUUAUUAAUGAGAACAAUAUGACUAAGAUAAUUGGUCCUUCUUCCACUCGUAAGAAAAAUAAAUCGAAUAACAAUCCAAUUUAUAAAACAAAAGCAUUAAAAAGAGAUAUUGCAAAAAUUAAACAUAUUAAUAAAAAGCAUCCAAAACAACUUAAAAAUAGGAAAACAACAGAAAGAAUUAAUCAAUUCCCUACUCAUAAUGAAGUAAAAACAAUAGAAGAACAUCAAGACAAUCCUACUAAUGUAAGUCGUUCGAUGUAUGAAUGGCUAAUACAUCCAAUGAAAGUAGAAGAUUUUUUUGCGAAAAAUUGGGAGCAAACACCUGUUCAUAUAAAGAGAAAUUGCAGCAAUUAUUAUAAGUUACUCAUGUCAACUCCAUUGUUGGAUAAAAUAUUAAGGGAGUCCCAUAUUCUGUUCAAUAAGAAUCUUGAUAUUACUUCAUAUGAAAAUGGAGUAAGAGAAACACAUAAUCCUAUUGGUCGUGCAAUUCCAAGUGUUGUUUGGGAUUAUUAUAUGAAUGGCUGUUCUGUUAGAAUGUUAAAUCCACAAACAUACAUACCAAAAUUGCAUUCCUUAAAUGCUACCCUUCAGGAAUUUUUUGGUUGUUUUGUGGGUGCAAAUUCUUACUUGACACCUCCCAAUAGUCAAGGUUUCGCACCUCAUUAUGAUGAUAUCGAAGCUUUUAUAUUACAAGUAGAGGGUAAAAAAAGGUGGAGAUUGUACAAACCACGAAAUGAAAAUGAAUACUUGGCAAGAUAUUCCUCACAAAAUUUUACACAGUCCGAAAUUGGCGAACCUAUAUUAGAUACGGUUGUAAAUGCAGGAGAUUUGUUAUACUUUCCACGUGGAACUAUACAUCAAGGUGAGACUAUGGAUUCCCAUAGUCUCCAUAUCACUUUAAGUGUUUACCAAAAAAACAGUUGGGGUGACUUUUUGGAGAAGUUACUUCCAGAUGCAUUAAAUACUGCUAUGGAAACUGAUAGUGAAUUUCGUAAAGGAUUACCUCUUGAUUACUUAAGAUACAGCGGUUUUGUCCAUUCUGAAAAUCAGAGUAAUAACAAGGGAGAGCUUAAAGAAAAAGUUAAACAUUUACUUAAAAAAUUAAUAGAUUAUAUUGAUAUCGACAAAGCUGCAGAUUUAAUGGCAAAAAAGAAUGUUCAUGAUUUCUUACCUCCUGUUCUAUUAGAAAAUGAACAAGAAUGUUCUAUUGUUCAGGAUGGUGAACAGAUGACUGCAAAUGGAAUUGUUAUAAAUCGGGUAGAGAUAGAACCUGACACUAGAAUACGAUUGUUGCGUUCUCAUUGUAUACGAUUAAUUGAAGAGAAUGACACAUUUAGAAUAUAUUAUUCAAGUGAAAAUUCUAAAGAAUAUCAUGAAUAUGAACCGCAAUAUUUGGAAGUUAGCGAACAUUUUGUACCUGCAGUUAAAGAACUAAUUUUGCGAUACCCUGCAUUUAUAUCUGUUGAAGAGUUACCAAUUGUUGGUGAAGAUAAUAAAAUACAAAUAGUUAAAGACCUGUGGGAGAAAUGUCUUGUUGUGACAGACAAUCCAUUACCUAUAUUGGAUUAAUUGUAUACUUUUUAAUAGUCUGUAUAAAAAUAAGGAAAAAAUAAAUAUUAUAAUCUACGAUAUCUAAUAUUUAUUGUUUUUGCAUAUCAUCGCCAUAAAAGGAUUGGCACAUUAAAAACUUUUAUACAUAUAUUUGUAUUUUUUGCAUGAUGAGAGAAUAUACUUUUUCAAAAUGUCA
Messenger RNA from Nomia melanderi (Alkali bee), 2127 nucleotides. RefSeq names its product Bifunctional lysine-specific demethylase and histidyl-hydroxylase NO66 (gene NO66). The record is from RefSeq and is a predicted model, not a curated record. Gene Ontology annotation, cellular component: nucleolus. Lineage: Eukaryota; Metazoa; Arthropoda; Insecta; Hymenoptera; Halictidae. Gene Ontology annotation, molecular function: histone H3K36 demethylase activity; histone H3K4 demethylase activity.